GAGGGCUUUGAUCUCAGGGGGUGGAUUCUGAUCCAAGCGUGGGCUCGCUUGCAUGCUUUCCUUUUUCUCUGUCUUGAAAGUUGAUUUUACUCUAACAUGUCUAUAGAUUGGUAAGCGGAUGAGCACACAUGCCUUUCUUUCCAGAAGGGAUCCUGACUGUAAUCUUGUAACACUCUUUACAGCUAACGAUGCGGAAAUUUCUUUAGGGUUCUAGGGUUUCCGUGGCAUCGUCGACUUUUCCCUUCUCGUUCCUAUGUGGCAAGGGUUUUUCAGUGGAUAUCCGAAGUAGUUUUGUCCUUUUGAAACAUGUCAGAAAGCCUGGAAAUUCCACAUAUUUGCUCUGUAAAAUCCGCCUGACAAGAGACAGGAAUAAUUUAAGGAUGGUAAAUAAUUUUAUGCUUUGUGAGAUUUCCUUGGAGCAAAGCACACUGCUCAUAUUGGACUUCACGCUGUAAAAGAAAAUCCACAAAACUGAAACCAUUUUCUGUGAGGUAAGCGGAGUUUUGACUUUAGUUAUUCCUGAUUAAAUAUAUAUUUUUUUCCCCAGCCUUUUAGAAGAAUUUUAUGUAAUCACCUAGUGCAGCUUUGGAAGUGAUUAUUUUUGCAGUUUGUAGGCGUUGUGUUGAUAGAACAGAGAGCAUUUGGGAAUCUGCAGAUACACAGCGUGACGACUGUGUUGUCCUCUUUGCAAUUUAAUAAUGCUCAAGGUCUAUUGUGUCCUUUUAUUUGUGCAAGGUGGGAAAAAAGGGACAUGCACUAAUGGUUAGGUUUCACAACGCAGCAGGAACAUAAUUUGCAUUUAAUAUUUAAGGCCUGCUCACCCACUUAGCUUAACCUUUUGAGUUUUUUGCAUGAAUUCCUUUUCGGAGCUUGCCUGUCUGAGAGGCUAACGGAAAAGGUUAUUGGACAACACAUGAUUUGUUUUCUAGCACUCUCAAGUUGUACAUCUUUCUUACUUUCCUUUGAGUCUCUUGCAUUAUUUCAAGAGAUGUUUUAGUUAAAAAGUGAAAUUAAAGUAUAAUUUAUUUAUAAGUUGUGGUCUUUCUACAUGGUGGCUAUUCAGUGGAUUAGGAUGAUCAUCACCUUUUUUAAAGAACUAAACGUACCUCUUUCUAAAUGCACGUUACCUGACAUAAUCCCCGUGUGAACGAACAGAACGAUAGCAUCUGCCAAGCAAGCCCAUCGUGCCCGAAAAUGACUUGGGGUCUGACGGUCUCCAGUGGGGAGACGAUCAUCUUGCACAGAGAAUAAAUCCAGGCAGGCAGUGGUGCCAGACCCGAUGGUUGGAAACCUGACUCUACAUUCCGGUCCACCAGGCCGUGCCCCUGCAUGACCCGGGGCAAGGGACCCAACCGUUCUCUGCCUCUGUGUCCUCACUGGUGGGCAAAAAUAACAAUGCCACCAGCCCUGUGUUGUUGAGUGGAUUCUGCACCAUCACAGGCACACGUGUGAGAGAUUGUUAGGCUAAGGGGUCCUUCCUGCCGCGUCUCAGGCACGUACGGGGUUCGGAAUGCUCUCUCAUUCUGUGCGCCUAACACGCCUCUUGCCCAUCUCAGCUGCUACCCGGACUUUCCGAAGCGAGUGUCGGGUGGUCACAUCCCGUUGAGCUGUGCUAGGAGAUAGAAAAGAAUUGGAAACCAAGGGCUUGGCAGCUGGGUCCUCUUAGCUGUCUGUCACUUGCACAAAGACGAAGCCCGCCCACCUCUGAGCUGGUGUUUCUUACUCAGAGUGCUAGGCUUCAAAUGAUUAAACAAAAUAGUAUAUGUUAGGUCUGCCUUUCUCUUCAGCGGGAGUGGGCCGUGAAUACCGCGAGGCUAAGUAAAGCCCGAGGCACGGCCCGUCCAGGAGGUCUUACACACUUGGCCCUUUUGGAGGAGAGGUGUCUCUUCAGGGCAUAGAGAGGUGCCAAGGGUACAGGCUAAAAAGGGUCAAGUUGAGCUGAGUUUUCUGCCCAGCUUUCAAACACACUGUUCUGCGUUUCUGACACCAUACAUCCGUUUGGUGGGGACUUGGUGGCAACUUGGUGGAUUUGUUGGAAGCAACUAUGCUUAGUUUUCUUGGGAGUCUAAAAGGCCAUUUGAUCUCUCUAGCGCCCAUUGGCUUUUUUUUUGUUGACUGUCUUUCUAGCUCCAGGGUAUUAGCACCCUGCUCUUGGUCUGUUCUGAUCAUUAGGGCUGAUACGUCAUGAAGAUGCCAACUCUUUCCCUGGGUGUGGUGGGAAGGGACAUCCCUGCCGCAUGAAACACACAAGAGCCCUGUCGUCUUUGUUGCCAGGGAUCACUUAUGUGCCCUAUUCAGCCGUUAGAGAUGUCACCCUCAGUGUUGGAUGCGAGAGAGAGGGGCGAGAGGGAGAGAGGGAGAGGAAGAAAGAAAGAAAAUCCAGUCCCAGCUCAGGGUGCAGGGAGGCUGACAGUGGGAGGCCGGCAGCCGGAAGUGGGGUGGCAUCGAGAACCAGAAGUGAACCCUCUGACCCAGUGGCUUCAUGGCAGGCAGUUGGGCCGGGAGAGCUCGUCCAGGGGGUCACAGGACAAACAGUGGGGUCAACAAGUAGGCAGUGGGGAGAAAUCUUGCUGGUGUUGACUUCUCUCCACUCUCUGCCACAAGCUGCCACGCUGCCAUCAUGGCCGGGGGAGGCGGUGGGUGGGUCCUAAAGGGGUUUGUGCUGGGCCAGUGUGUCGCUGGGCACCAGCCAGCAAACUGGGAAGUGGGAAGGUGGCCGUUGCCAUUGGCAGAGCGGUGGGCUCACUGGAGCCGACAACAUGGUGGCGUCCAAUGAGCCCUCGGCUGUCUGGGCCUUUGCCGGGGAGACUCUGGAAGCUCAGGGGCCGAGGCUGCCUGUCGGGUGAGGCUUGGCCGGGGUGUGGGGGCCACAGGGAGCCAUACUUGCGUGCCCUGUGUUGGCCUAGAGUACGUUCGUUCAGGCAGCAGGCCGUGUGGAACCCAGGAAGCUGGUCUGGAAGCAGGCUGUAGGAUGUUAGCUCUCUCUGGAGGUUGGCCUGGGGCUGGCCACGCCCCUCUUGCUCUUCUGUCCCGGCAUCUGUGCUGUGGGCACAACGGCACCUGACUCCAGUGAGGCUGUUUAGUCCCUGUCUUCCCCUUCCCUUCUCGUUAAUGUGACUGGUUUCACUUCCAGACUCUUCCUUCCUUCCUCUUCCUGUUUACCACCUCCCACCCCCAGCCCUUUCCUUCCUGCCUCUCUCUGGCCCCUGCUUCCUCAUUCUCCUCCAGACUUCACCUUUCGUCCCGGUCUUAUGGGAGCAAGAAAGCGUUGUCCCGGGGAGUCACCCUGGGAGUCGCACAGGGAGGAAGGAAGAAGGAGGAAGUUGCUCGGAGGCCAUGCCCACGCCGCAGUGAGAAUCAGCCCGCGGGCGGGUGGGCUGGUCGGGUAGAAGUGGCUCUGGAAUGAACUGGCGGCGGAAGCAGCCCCAGUGUUGAAGCGAUAAUUACACCCCUUCCUCACGCUGCCGGGUCCGUGACUCACAGGAAGGUGCCUCGAGACUCCCCAGAGCCGCAGGCCCCCUCGUGGGCUUGCGUGCUCCAGACAUGACCCUGGCUCGCCACGUUGGUUUCUGGUGCAGACCUCUCCCUGCCCUUCCUCUCCUUAAACAGCGGGGGCUGGGAGUUUGCCCCCAUCCUCUCCGAGAGGAGACCGUAAGAGGGUGUGUUCGACCUUUCCGAGGCAAGCAAAGGCCCGUGUCCAAAGAGCAGCCAGCCUGCUCCCUGUAUCUUGGGUGGCGGAAAGGGACCCGCAGCCGUGCUCCUGGGAACCUCCCCUUGGGCCUGGCCUGCCAGGACUGCGGUGGGUGGCAGGUUCCCUGUGGCCCAUGGUGGUUGCAGAGCGGGUCAUACGCUCUUGGAUAUGGUCACGGAGGACAGGCUGUCCCGUUCCUUUGCCUUCAUCCUCUGCCUCCAUGGUGUUCAGCCGUCCGUUUCUCUUUCUUUUCUUUCUAGGCUUCCUGGAUUGGAGACAGAAUAAUUUCAGAAUAAUCUCCCCCCUUUUUAAGUUUGUUUAUUUGUUUUGAGAGAGAGAGUGAGCAAGCACGCAGGGUAGGGGCAGAGAGAGAGAGGGAGAGAGAGAAUCCCCAGCAGGCUCCACAUUGUCAGCACAGACCCUGAUGCAGGGCUCAAACUCACGAACUGUGAGAUCAUGACCUGAGCCAAAAUCGAGAAUCAGACGCUUGACUGCUGAGCCACCCAGGCGCCCUUUAUCCCCCAUUUUGGAGGAGAAGAAAGCAGGGAGUCUGAGCAGAGAGUCUCAGGCCAAACCCUACUUUCAGUCAAUGCCAUUUGCAGACUCCUGCAUGUUCUCAGGGGAGGCCCUCUGGACUUGGCUGGUCUCAGAAGAAGAGCACGUGGGACUGGCCCCAAGUCUCACGUGGCAAUCCUUUUUCCUUGGAGAGGUCAUCAGACUUCUUACAUCUGUGCACUGGCGGGUAGGUCUCCCGGCUGUGGAGGCCCAUCCUGGCUCUGUCUGUCUUUCUGCCUCCGCACCUGAUCUGAAGCAGUCUUUUGCUUGAUACAGCCUUUUCUCCUCAUCAACACAGAGAGAUGCUUAAAAGAAAACUGGAUUCUGGAAGAACCCAGUUAGAAUUAACACUGGUUAAUUAUAUUGUCCUUUUCGCAGUUACUCAAGUUAAAACCUGUAAGAUGUCUGGAGGUUUAAAGUAACGGAAAGUAACGUUGAGGAUGGUUAGGGGCUUUAUUCCCACGUCCACUCUACGUUUUUCCUCUCUUAACCUGGUAGAGAAAAAUUACUUGGGGCGGAUCAUUGAGCAGCUGACAAAAGUGAUGGACCCUCAGGAAAUCACUCAUGUCCUUGAGAAGCCACCCGUGUGCGCUUCUGGGGAGUUCGCCCAUCUUACGACUCUCGUCCACAGAUUUCCCCCCUUAGGACUCUGUGGGCUCUAGGUUCAUGAUUCUGACUUUGGUGAGCCUCUGAGUAAUCUAGCUUCUGUCUUGACUCAACAUCAUUAACAUUACAGACUUAAUUAUCAGGUAGUUACAGAAUGAAAAGCACUGUGUUUCUUUAGUCAAGUGGCAUUUUGAACUCUCUCUUUAUCUUCAGGUCUGGUUGGUGAGGUAGGCUUGGCAAUAUUAAUGCCUCGUUAUCUCUGUGCUGAGAGACCUUGAGGAACAUUACAUAAUAACAACCCCACCCCAGGUGGCAAAAACUGUGAGGCUGAGACCAAGGAGGGUAUUGAAUGUGCUGGUUAGACAUCCCUACAGUGGUGAAUACCAAUCGCAACAUUAUGUGCUGGUGUUCUAACAUUUCAGGAGUUCGUUUUUUUGUAAUUAGUGAAAAAAUGUGAUUUUUUUGUGUGUGGGGGGAGGCAUAAAUUUAGAUCUUGACCCCCACCCCAACAUUUUGUGGAACUCGCUUUAGUAAAAAAUCAACAGCUGUUUGUGAGAACAGAGGGGUGGUUACAUGCCUAGUUCAGGGCAUGAUCAGACAGCAGAGGAUCCCGUGGUUUCCCCAAGGGCACCGAAGGAACUUCACCUUGACCCCAUCACGUCAGCCAGCCUGCGAAGGCAUGCUGCUCACCGCUUUCCUUGUCUUUGGAAGGAAUAAGAGCCACAGUUACCUAAUUUUGGCUGCCCAUUCUUGGGGCACCCCGAGGCUCACCUGUCUUACCUUCAGUAUUUACCAAGAAUGGGGGGUGGCAUAACGUCACCUACUUGUUUAAUCAUUUGUUGGGAUCUCCUCCAGAAAGGCAUUCCCACAUGUCAGUCAUUGGUGAGAGGCCUGAGACGUCCUGUUAUGCCUUCGUUAUGUUUCUUGUGUGUGAGACGCUGUAGUCCGGUGAGGACCUCGCUUGUGCUGCACGAACGCAAAUGUGUCUGAGUCUCUGUGCUUUCUUUUCGCGCCUUUGUUACUCACAGCAGAUUCUCACCUUUUGAUAAUGUCCCAGCCCCACACGGUAGCUGCUUUUGCUUGUUGGAAAAGUUCUGAGAAGUUGUGAGUCAUUUUGCAAUUUCCUCUGUAGUGUCAGCUCAGAGAUGAUUUAGUCCCACUGUGGUAGGGGCGAGGCGCUGAGGGGGGAGAGGUUUUGGGGGACCCUGCUGGGAACACUUCACCCCCUCAAAUACCGGCCUCUAACUGCCUAGAGGAGAGCUUGGAUUAUUCAUUUCGCAGAUCAGUCUCCUAUUCUUGAUAAUAACACGAAGGACCAGGCAACAAAAAAUAUAUUCGUCACUAAUGUGGGAGACAGGAGAAAACCGAAGGUGUGGUUUUCAAGGCGCCCCCGACCUGUCUUUUGUCCUCUCCAUUCUUUUGUUUGUUGUCACGCCUCCUUCUCCCUUUUUUGUUUAUUCAGCCUCCAAUGACUGCAUCCCUCCUCCUCCAUGACUCACCUUCCUUCAUACUGAUUUUUUUUUUUUUUGCUGCCAUCUAAGUUCUCUUGUGUUUUCAGAACACAGAUGUCAGAUGAGGAAGCUCUUAGAUGUGCAGUAGCUUAGAAGGUCCUGGCCUGGCAUUUGCAGCGGCUGGGGGUUCCAGCGCCAACCGCUCGGAAACCACAAGCGUGGUGUCACUCGAUUCCUGCCGCCUUGCUACCUCGAGUUGGGUUUGAGAUUUUCUAGAAUCCAGUACCUUCACGGUUCAUUCUGCUCUGACACAAGGGAUGGUCAGAUGAGAAGACUGGCAUCAGCCUGCUGUUCCAGGCUCCAGGGUGGGACAGGCUGUCCACGCUCACCUCUGAGUUGCCUGGCGAGAUCUUGAACACAUGAUUUUAUGGAUUAGUUUCCAAAAUGGAGAGAUGAUUAUCAAACCAGUGAUCUCAGAGCGCCGAACAGAUCGCUGCGCUGUGUAGGAGUUUCAAAGACUCGCACACCACCGGCAUGGAAGGGCCGAGGGGGACCCGGGAGCCACCUCCAAGGCCGCUGGCUCGCCACCUCUCCGACGCGGAUCGCCUCCGGAAAGUCAUCCAGGAGCUGAUGGACACGGAGAAGUCCUACGUGAAGGAUCUGAGCUGCCUCUUUGAAUUAUAUUUGGAGCCACUUCAGAAUGAGACCUUUCUCACCCAAGACGAGAUGGAGUCACUGUUCGGCAGCUUGCCAGAGAUGCUGGACUUUCAGAAGGUGUUUCUGGAGACUCUGGAGGAUGGGAUUUCAGCCGCCUCUGACUUUAACACCCUUGAAACUCCCUCACAGUUUAGAAAACUACUGUUUUCCCUUGGAGGCUCUUUCCUUUAUUACGCGGACCAUUUUAAACUGUACAGCGGGUUCUGUGCUAAUCAUAUCAAAGUACAGAAGGUUCUAGAGCGAGCUAAAACUGAUCAAGCCUUCAAGGCUUUUCUGGACGCCCGGAAUCCCACCAAACAGCAUUCCUCCACCCUCGAGUCCUACCUCAUCAAGCCAGUUCAGAGGGUGCUCAAGUACCCUCUGCUGCUCAGGGAGCUCGUGUCGCUGACGGACCACGAGAGCGAGGAGCACUACCACCUAACAGAGGCACUGAAAGCGAUGGAAAAAGUAGCAAGCCACAUCAAUGAGAUGCAGAAGGUCUAUGAGGAUUAUGGAACCGUGUUUGACCAGCUCGUGGCGGAGCAGAGUGGAACAGAGAAGGAGGUGACAGAACUUUCCAUGGGGGAACUUCUGAUGCACUCUGCAGUCUCCUGGUUGAAUCCAUUUCUGUCUCUAGGAAAAACCAGAAAGGACCUCGAGCUCACAGUGUUUGUCUUUAAGAGAGCUGUCAUACUGGUUUAUAAAGAACACUGCAAACUGAAGAAGAAACUGCCCUCGAAUUCCCGGCCUGCACAUGGCUCUGCCGACUUGGAUCCAUUUAAAUUUCGCUGGUUGAUCCCCAUAUCCGCGCUUCAAGUCAGACUGGGGAACACAGCAGGGACAGAAAAUAAUUCCAUAUGGGAACUGAUCCAUACGAAGUCAGAAAUAGAAGGACGGCCAGAAACCAUCUUUCAGCUGUGCUGCAGUGACAGUGAGAGCAAAACCAGCAUUGUCAAGGUCAUUCGAUCUAUUCUGAGGGAAAACUUCAGGCGUCACAUAAAGUGUGACUUACCCCUGGAGAAAACGUGCAAGGAUCGCCUGGUACCUCUUAAGAACCGAGUUCCUGUUUCGGCCAAGUUAGCUUCCUCCAGGUCCUUAAAAGUCCUCAGGAACUCCUCGAGCUGCGAGUGGCCCGGCGAGCCCAGCAAGGGCAGCUCCCUGGACUCGGACGAGGGGAGCCUGAGCAGCAGCACGCAGAGCAGCGGCUGUCCCCCGGCUGGGAGCUCGCAGGACUCCCCACAACCCCCACCUGCAGGCCCGGCUGACUUGUCCCCCAGCCUCAUCAAAGAGAGCGACAUUCUGAGCGAUGAGGAGGAUGACUACCAUCAGACCCUGAAGCAGGGCAGCCCUACCAAAGACAUUGAAAUUCAGUUCCAGAGACUGAGAAUCUCGGACGACGUGGACGCGAACCUGGCCGACCGGCGGCCCAGAGGCGAGCAGCCCAAGCUGGUCCGCGGGCACUUCUGCGCCAUUAAACGAAAAGCCAACAGCACCAAACGGGACAGGGGAACUUUGCUCAAGGCACAGAUCCGUCACCAGUCCCUCGACAGUCAGUCUGAACAUGCCAACCUCGAUCUCAGUUCUGUUCUGCAGCGAGAAUUCAGUGUCCAGAGUUUAACAUCGGUGGUCAACGAGGAGUGUUUUUACGAAACAGGGAGCCACGGAAAGUCAUAGUAGGAUUUCCAUCCGACGUGGGUUAAAUGGCUUGUUUUACCUUUAAACUGGUGGUAAAGUGGAAAUUGCAGAAAAACUAUUCGUUAUUGGGUUUUGUGCAGCAUACGUUUUCCCACGAAAUAGUUGUAAAGAUUUAAGUUAUUUUAAUUUAUUGUAGAUCAGAAAACUAGAUUAAACUGAUCAGAAUCUGUAAAUUACUUAGUUUAUAUCCCUUUUGAGCAGGUAUCAAAAAUGACUUAGGAUCCUUAAAAUUGCAGUCUAUUUUAAUUUAUGUGGAAAAAGAUGGAGUUGUGAUUAAUAAUUUUUAAAAGGUCAUUCCCCCCCGCUCCCCAAUCCUCUGGGCAUUUUCUUUGAGCUGUUAGUUUUUGCUUUAUUUAAAGCAUAUUUAUUUUAAUGUGGGUAUGGGGCACAAUGUGCAGAUACUUCAUUUUUGUAAGGUUGUAAUAGAUGCUGUUUAUACCGAACAUGUCCUAUCUAUGCAGUAUAUAUAUUAAAAGAAAGCUUGUACUGUA
Molecule: messenger RNA, 9185 nt
Organism: Acinonyx jubatus (cheetah)
Lineage: Eukaryota; Metazoa; Chordata; Mammalia; Carnivora; Felidae
Gene: TIAM2
Product: TIAM Rac1 associated GEF 2
Exons: 13
Coding region: 6838-8673 (611 amino acids)
Biological process (GO): positive regulation of axonogenesis; small GTPase-mediated signal transduction; activation of GTPase activity
Cellular component (GO): synapse; membrane
Molecular function (GO): guanyl-nucleotide exchange factor activity; protein binding
Source: RefSeq, a predicted model, not a curated record